Messenger RNA from Musa acuminata AAA Group (dessert banana), 1934 nucleotides. RefSeq lists its product as uncharacterized. The transcript is spliced from 4 exons. The coding region runs from base 1132 to 1680 and encodes 182 amino acids. The record is from RefSeq and is a predicted model, not a curated record. NCBI's taxonomy places the organism in Eukaryota, Viridiplantae, Streptophyta, Magnoliopsida, Zingiberales, Musaceae.
UUUAAAUUUAGCUUCACACAUUUCCUUUCCUUGUUUUGGUGGAUUUGUGAGAUUUUCUCUUGGAGUUGUCUGUACUAUUUCUGAAAAUUUACUUGUGGAAGGCUGAGAUGCUCCUCCGUGAUGUUUUCUGCUUUCCUUCUAAUUUUUUGUUUCUUAUAUGACCUAUCUGUAACUUGCGUCGUCCGGUGCAUUCAAAUCUCAUGUGAGACAUCUUUUCUCAAGGAAAAAAAAAGCUCCUUUUUCUUCUGCAAGACCUGAUACAUUUCUCGUGGUUAUGAUGCAAUCUGGUCGCACAUGGACUGGUUCCUGCUCUCAGUUUGUCAUCGAUUCUAAAGGUUUUCUAUCCUGGAAAAUCCAGGGAUCCUCGCAUUUCAUUUACUUGAUGUCAAAAAUUUAUUUGGUCUUCUGGCCAAUUUGUUCAUGUUGUCGCAUGACCUAGGAUCUGCUUUACUGUUUUAGUUCAUUUGAAACCAAAUACAUCAGAUAAGCCUACAGAAUUUUUCUUGCGGUUGCUCUCUGGUUCUAUUAAAUUGAUCGAAGCUUUUCUCUUCCGAAGAAUCAAAAGUAACGCUAAUCGUUAGUGCGUCUAGGGAAAGUUCUUUGAAAUUGGAGUAUCAACAAUAAUGCUGCUUCUUAGAAAGAAGGUUUCUUUUACUUAUCCGUGGUUACUUUUCUAUUAAUUUGUUUGGUAUUCAAACCAAUCUCCUACUGUAUGGUGUUCAACCGGAUAGUGCUCGAGUGAAGCAACUUUUGUGAAUUGGCAGGAGGAAUCUAUUCAACAGAAUCUCCUUUUACUUUGCUUGAUGGAAGGAAGAAUUUUAUUCCCACAUUCCCAAGCAGCUUUGACAUUUCUGGAAUUAGGUUGCCUGUUGGAAUCUUUGCAGAUGUUGUUCUGCCUUUCGUGGAGAACAUUUAUCUAUAGUCUUUUACCCAACAUCUAAAUGACAGGUCUUUUCACCGAGGAGUCUUUAUGAAUAGUCAUUAUAGUUGGAGCUCUCUGUAACAUUUGCACUUGUGAGUUCCUUAGGUUCUGUGGCUGGUGUUGCCUAAAGACUUGUACAUGUCUUCUUGGGAUAAAGUUUUGCUUGGAGAUUAUUUUAAGAGCAACCAAAUUCACGUGAGAAUUGCAAAAUGGAGAACUGCCCAGUGAGAGUUAAUUCCAUUGGACAACUUUAUCAUGAUUGCAUGUCUGAUAGAAGAUCUAGGUUUUGGCAAAUUGACAACCAACCAAUUCCCAGGUCUGAGGUCAUUUGUCCUCAACCCCGUCGAGCCACAAGAGCCCCUUAUUUCAUUAAUGCUCUCAAUAGAGUCAGUUCUAAGCCAAAGGGCUUUUUGCCCAUGUACAGAGUGGAUUGUGCUCCUGAGAUUCUUGAACUCAUCCUGAGCCAGGAUGACUCAGACAAUGAUCCUGACUCUAGCAACCAAGUGGGUGGCUUCUUCCGUGGCUCUCCUCCCGUACGCACUAAUAAUCCGGUCAUCCACGAUGUGCAGUUUGCCAAACAAGCCCAGUCCUUGGCUUCUCCUCGACCCAACUCCCCCGGGAUGAAGCAGGCCGGAAGAGUUGAAAGAGGGUCUCCGACCUGUGGAUCUUCCUUGGGUGGGAGCCCCAAGGUGAGAAUCGAAGGAUUUGCUUGUGGGAGGAGCUCUGAGAAGCACUGUGUUGCCCCAGCUCUAGCAUGAUCCCUCCUCUCUCUCUCUCUCAAUUAAUCCUGACCUUACCGCCUGUGUCGAUGUAAAUGUGUCGUCUUCUACUGUGUCUGUCAUCAGCUGUUGAAGCUGCCGAAACGCCACUCUCGAGUAGAGUUUGGUGGUCCUGUAAAUAUGAGGUUUAAAUGGGUUUAGAGUUUGUACAGAACGUCCAAGCUGGAAACGCUAUCGAGUCACUGUAAAUGCAAACUCCUUUUUGCCUGAAUUUGACUUCCAUAGGUUAUCGA